AUGAGUUCCGACGAUGAGUUCCAACAAUUGGUGGAUAGGGAGUUCGAUGAACUCGUUCAAGAGGUGCAACGGGAAGCAGAAGAGGAGGAGGCGGCGGCGGCGGCGUUCGUUCGCCCGUUCUAUCAUCGGCGGACCAUCUGGCGUGACCAUGUCGGGGCACACCGGCGGUUGAUAGAAGACUACUUUGACGAUAACCCCCGUUACCCAGCAGAGAUUUUCCGUCGCCGCUUCAGAAUGUCGCAACGGCUAUUCAUCCAUAUAGCGACUACAUUGGCGCAGCGGUCUCAGGCCAUCUUCGGUCCGGAGUAUCUACGAAAGCCAAAUGCCGAUGAGUGCCAGAGAUUGAUAGAUAUGCACGGGCGAGUGCAUAAUUUUCCGGGGAUGAUGGGCAGCAUCGAUUGCAUGCACUCGGAGUGGAGGAACUGCCCGGUUGCUUGGAAGGGGCAGUUCACAUCUGGAUUCAAAGGAAGACACCCAACAAUGAUACUGGAAGCUGUUGUUGACUACCGAAUGCGAAUCUGGCAUGCCUAUUUUGGUGUCGCAGGGUCGAACAACGACAUCAACGUACUGGAUUCGUCCCAUCUCUUCAAUGAUGAGUGUCGGGGUGAGGGUCCGACGGUCAGAUUCAUGGCCAACGGGACGCAGUACAACAGGGCAUACUACUUAGCCGAUGGGAUAUACCCUCGUUGGCCCGUGUUUGUCAAGACGAUCCGGCAGCCGGUUGGGCCGAAACAAACCUAUUUUGCGGCCAAACAAGAGAGUGCUAGGAAGGACGUUGAGCGUGCUUUUGGUGUCCUCCAAUCGCGAUGGGCCAUUCUUCGGUGCCCGGUUCGACAAUGA
Salvia hispanica is the source of this 840-nucleotide messenger RNA. Lineage: Eukaryota; Viridiplantae; Streptophyta; Magnoliopsida; Lamiales; Lamiaceae. The record is from RefSeq and is a predicted model, not a curated record.